Phacochoerus africanus (Common warthog) is the source of this 1807-nucleotide messenger RNA. RefSeq names its product G protein-coupled receptor 137C (gene GPR137C). The transcript is spliced from 7 exons. Bases 58 to 1329 code for a protein of 423 amino acids. Gene Ontology annotation, cellular component: lysosomal membrane. NCBI's taxonomy places the organism in Eukaryota, Metazoa, Chordata, Mammalia, Artiodactyla, Suidae. The record is from RefSeq and is a predicted model, not a curated record. Gene Ontology annotation, biological process: positive regulation of TORC1 signaling.
GGCUCCGAGUCCGGCCCCUUCCUUCCCGCGCUCCCUCGCCCGCCCCACAACCCCCUCAUGAGGGUGUCCGUGCCGGGUCCGGCGGCCAGCCGCGAGCCCUCGACGCCCGGCGGGAGCGGCGGAGGCGGAGGCGCCGUCGCUGCUGCCUCAGGCGCCGCGGUGCCGGGCUCGGUACAGUUGGCGCUGAGCAUCCUGCACGCCCUGCUCUACGCCGCUCUCUUCGCCUUUGCCUACCUGCAGCUGUGGCGGCUGCUCCUGUAUCGCGAGCGGCGCCUGAGUUACCAGAGCCUCUGCCUCUUUCUCUGUCUCCUGUGGGCAGCGCUCAGGACCACCCUUUUCUCCGCCGCCUUCUCGCUCAGCGGCUCCCUGCCCCUGCUCCGGCCGCCCGCUCACCUGCACUUCUUCCCCCACUGGCUGCUCUACUGCUUCCCCUCCUGUCUCCAGUUCUCCACGCUCUGUCUCCUCAACCUCUACCUGGCGGAGGUUAUAUGUAAAGUCAGAUGUGCCACUGAACUUGACAAACACAAAAUUCUAUUGCAUUUGGGCUUUACAUUGGCAAGCCUUCUCUUUUUAGUGGUGAACUUGACUUGUGCAAUGCUAGUCCACGGAGAUGUCCCAGAAAAUCAGUUGAAGUGGACUGUGUUUGUUCGAGCAUUAAUUAAUGAUAGCCUGUUUAUUCUUUGUGCCAUCUCUUUAGUUAGUUACAUAUGCAAAGUAACAAAAAUGUCAUCAGCAAAUGUCUACCUCGAAUCAAAGGGUAUGUCUCUGUGCCAGACUGUUGUUGUGGGUUCUGUAGUCAUUCUUCUCUACUCUUCAAGAGCGUGUUAUAAUUUGGUGGUGAUCACCAUAUCUCAGGAUACAUUAGAAAGUCCAUUUAAUUAUGGCUGGGAUAAUCUUUCAGAUAAGGCUCAUAUAAAAGACGUAAGUGGAGAAGAGUAUAUAGUAUUUGGAAUGGUCCUCUUUCUGUGGGAACAUGUGCCAGCAUGGUCGGUGGUACUCUUUUUCCGAGCACAGAGAUUAAACCAGAAUUUGGCACCUGCUGGCAUGAUAAAUAGUCACAGUUAUAGUUCCAGAGCAUACUUUUUCGACAAUCCAAGACGAUACGAUAGUGAUGAUGACUUGCCAAGACUGGGAAGUUCAAGAGAAGGAAGUUUAUCAAAUUCACAAGGUUUGGGCUGGUAUGGCACCAUGACUGGGUGUGGCAGCAACAGUUACACAGUCUCUCCCCACCUGAAUGGACCAAUGACAGACACUGCUCCUUUACUCUUUACUUGCAGUAAUUUAGAUAUGAACAAUCACCAUAGCUUAUAUGUAACACCACAAAACUGACAGCAUUACCAAGUCGUGAUUCUUCAGUCGUUUUUCAUGAAUGUGUAUAUUCCAUGUGUUUAAAUUCCAUCUACAUAAACAUUCCAUUAUCUGUUGCAACUGAGAACGAAACCUGGACACGUGGCAGUGUCCAGUGGAGGACACAGCUGUUACUUUUGACCUCGUCUUAGUGAAAUGAAGUACAAUGGAAAGUUUGGAGCAGGAGAAAAGAGGGAUUGAAUCUUAAGGCACUUGGUAGCCUCCAAACAUCCUGACUUUGGAACAUAAAAUGCAUAUUUGCAUAUUUGCACUUUUAUCCUUGUUCUGAAAGAGUACACUGCAGUCCCCAAAGUCAUACCCAGUGUUCACAUUGGGAUAUUAUGUUGUACACCAAAUUAGGAGGCAGUUUCCCUACAAAAGUCAAAGCCUGUAUAUUCAGCAGUGUACUCCAUAUGGAAUUCUUACCCAAUAAAGUUUAUAGUGUGAACAGUGCACAGAA